GUGCAUAACCCCACUCACUCCACACUGUCCGCGUAGGCUUUUAAUUGUCUGGAUACAUUCCCGAACAAAAUCGUCGAAUUGAACAGCUUCGUGAACGAGUACAUGCCGGAAUCUGUGAAGAGCAACAAAUACAACAACGAAACAAUCCCCAUCGAGGGUAAAGUGAAGUGUCAAUCGGCCGCCUCGAAAAAUUGCGAUCUAAAUAGUAUCGCAUCGGACUAUGGCGUCGAUCCCGACACGGUAUUUGCAAAAGGAAUACUAUCGAUCCCGAGGCAUAACUGGUUGCAACGCGCGUCGAAGGCCGGGCCCGCUCGGACAGCUGUUGGCAUUUUUGGUCAGCACAUUGGCCACGUGCACGAAAAAGAUCGUCAUUGCCCCCUCGCAGUACAUCGUGGACAACAUAAUCCCGACGUUUUUCCAAAGGCGAGAAUUGAAGAACGCGCAAUGCGGACCUUCCUCGAACUGGAGCAGCUCCCUUUCCACUUACGUGACCACGUUGAAGAAAGACACGACGGUGAUCGGGAAGCUGAUCGAUAUUAUGAGGCCUGCCGUGGUGAAACUCAUCACCGACACGACCAUCUUGAAACGAUGGCUCCAAGCGAUCGCUUUGGCCACCCCCUCGCCCCCCAUCGAGCUCACCAAUGCGACUCGCAACACCGAGACCAUCGAUUGUUGGGCAUACGAGCUGUUCUUUCAUCUCAAGUACCUUCAAGUGAAUCGCGCGCGGCGGACCACCGACAAAGUAAUCCUUAAAUCCUUCAAACAGGAGGUGAUAGCCGAGGCCGAGUCGAAAUCGAACGACGUGAUCCACGCCAACCUGUGGCACCGUUUGGUACAGCUUCGCGACAAUUACAUCAUUCUGUACGAAACCUUGCAGAACUACGAUAAAAUUCGCGGCAUCGAGUUGGAGAAACAGAAAGAGUAA
Apis florea (little honeybee) is the source of this 925-nucleotide messenger RNA. RefSeq lists its product as uncharacterized. The record is from RefSeq and is a predicted model, not a curated record. NCBI's taxonomy places the organism in Eukaryota, Metazoa, Arthropoda, Insecta, Hymenoptera, Apidae.